Triplophysa rosa is the source of this 1985-nucleotide messenger RNA. RefSeq names its product saccharopine dehydrogenase a, tandem duplicate 1 (gene sccpdha.1). Lineage: Eukaryota; Metazoa; Chordata; Actinopteri; Cypriniformes; Nemacheilidae. The record is from RefSeq and is a predicted model, not a curated record. The transcript is spliced from 12 exons. The coding region runs from base 77 to 1360 and encodes 427 amino acids. Gene Ontology annotation, cellular component: plasma membrane; mitochondrion; lipid droplet. Gene Ontology annotation, biological process: glycolipid biosynthetic process.
GGCGCUUGUCAGAGGCGAGUCUGCAAGCUGAUCCUCAUUCCGCGUGCAGUGUUUGUCUGGUACGGUCAGCAGCACGAUGGCAACAUUCAGCACAUCCUCCAAUAGACCCUACCACAUCGUCAUCUUCGGCGCUACCGGUUUCACGGGACAAUUUGUGGUGGAGGAGGUGGCCCGCACUGCAUCCGAGGGUCCGAAGGGAAAUCUGAAAUGGGCUGUAGCCGGGAGAAGCAAAGCCAAGCUGGACAAAGUUCUCGAGCAGGCCGCCGAAGCUCUCGGUAGACCAGAGCUGCAGUCAGAAGUGGCCGUCGUUGUGGCAGAUGUCGGUGAACCUGACUCAUUGGCUGCCAUGUGCAAACAAGCGGUGAUUGUGCUCAACUGUGUGGGGCCUUACAGAUUUUUUGGUGAACCUGUUGUCAAGGCGUGUGUGGAGAACGGAGCCCACUGCAUCGACAUCUCCGGAGAGCCACAGUUUCUGGAGAGUAUGCAACUCGACUACCAAGACAAAGCUGCUGAGAAAGGUGUUUACAUUGUGGGAAGCUCUGGGUUUGACUCCAUUCCUGCAGACAUGGGCGUUAUUUACACCAGGGACCAGUUUAAAGGGACACUAACAGCCGUUGAGAGCUUUUUGACUGCAAGCUCAGGACCAGAGGGAGGAUGCAUCCACGAUGGCACCUGGCAGUCGGCCAUCUAUGGCUUUGCGGACAGCGACAAGUUGCGGAGCCUCAGGAAGAAGUUCGGUCACAAGUCUCUGCCUGUGGUGGGGGCUAGAAUUAAAAGGAGGGGAGCGCUGUUUUUUAGUAAUGAGAUACAGCAGUAUGCAGUUCCCUUCAUGGGCUCCGAUCCAUCAGUGGUGAAGAGAACCCAGCGUUACUUGCAUGACGAACUCCAGGAGUCUCCGGUUCAGUAUGGUGCGUAUGCUGGUGUUGGAGGCAUUUCCAACAUUUUUAAACUCCUCUUUGCUGGAAUGAUGUUCUGGUUCUUUGUGAAGUUCAGUUUUGGUAGAAAUCUCCUCAUGAAGUUUCCAGAGUUUUUCUCUUUCGGCUUCUUCUCUAAAGAGGGUCCAACUAGAAAACAGAUGGAGGGCUCCUCUUUCCGCUUUGCCUUUUUUGGUGAGGGAUACACUGAAGGUCUGGAGCCCACCGAGGGGAAACCCAAUGCUAAGAUCCGCACUCUCGUCCAGGGACCAGAGGCUGGAUAUGUUGCCACACCAAUCGCUAUGGUUCAGGCAGCUAUUACUAUGCUGAAUGAAUCCAAUUCUCUACCUAAAACAGGUGGGGUAUAUACUCCAGGAGCGACUUUCGCCAAGACCACCCUCAUCGACCGCCUCAACAAGCACGGCAUCCAGUUCUCUGUGCUUUAAGUGGGAUGGAAAUGGGGCUGGACCCAUCUGGCUUUGGCAUCACUCUUCUAAAGCACCUGUUCCUUUGCUUGCUCAAACGUAAAGAAAUCUAAUGCUAUUUGUAUUUUGUAGCUUUCUCGGCACGUUAACAGUGUUGCUGUAUUCCAGUUUCGUGUCCUGGCUUGCACACAGUAGACCGGGCUGGAUUUAUUUGCAUGCACUUCGCUCAGAUGGCUGAGAGGCACAGUUUUUUGAUCAUGUGACAUUUCCUGUUUGAAUUUAAGAUGAUUCUUUCCUAAUUUGAUCAAGUACAAAAUACUAAUGCAGAUAACAGACAUCUGUUAAUAAACAUUUUAAAAGUGCACACAGAGUUAAGAGAAAAUAUAGUUAUGUAAAAAGAGAACUAGGUUUUGUAAUGUCAUUAGUUAUGUGCGAAGCCAACAACGAUGGCUGAUUAGUAAGAUCAAUUUAAGAGAUAUAAAUUUUGGGGGAAAUCUGUGAAUCUUUGAGUAAAUUUUUUGUAAGACUACAGAAAGGCUGUAAUAUGGUUUACUGUUAUAACCGAUGUGCUGGCUGAACAUUUCCUCUUAUUGCCUGUUGUUAUUCUGGUUUGUUCCUACCAAACAAAUAAACAUAUCAAACCAUA